Messenger RNA from Symsagittifera roscoffensis, 1691 nucleotides. RefSeq names its product protoheme IX farnesyltransferase, mitochondrial-like. Gene Ontology annotation, molecular function: protoheme IX farnesyltransferase activity. The transcript is spliced from 4 exons. Gene Ontology annotation, biological process: heme A biosynthetic process. Bases 88 to 1440 code for a protein of 450 amino acids. The record is from RefSeq and is a predicted model, not a curated record. Gene Ontology annotation, cellular component: mitochondrion; membrane. Lineage: Eukaryota; Metazoa; Xenacoelomorpha; Acoela; Convolutidae.
CAGAUCUGCUGGCAGAACUAUGAGCUCCCGGAUGUCCACUGAAAUGAAAGUGAAACAGCUAUAACCUGUUUUGAAUGCAGAAGAGCUAUGCUCUCUUUGGGAUAUGGAACAAUAAGUGGAACCUGUCGCUUAUGCCUCCGCUACUCGGUUAGGUUUUGUGCAACUAACACUAAAACGAAGCACAACAAGGAGUCGGUUUUGGGAUCAGAAACUAGAGCGAAUGCCAAUCUCGAUGAAGCAUUUGGCAAAUCAGUCCGCAAUCAGAACUCGCAAGUGUCAUCACAAGGGGAUCUAUUGCAGUACUCGAAACUAUUUGUGCCUAAACCAGAUGAAGGCAUCACACAGCCAAACCCUUGUGCCAUUGAGCCAUCACAAGAGUCUUUUGAGACGAAAUUAUCAGAAAAAACAGUUAGCAACCCUCAAUGGACGCCUGUUGGGAGACCUAAUUCGCCUAAGGCACUGUUGAAAGAGGUGCUCGCCUUGGGCAAAAUUCGCCUCACUUCUUUAGUAGUUCUCUCUUCGAUGGGUGGAUUUGCAAUAGCACCAGUGGAUUUAUCAUUUUACACUUUCUCUGGACUGUCACUGGGAGUUCUGAUGACCUCGAUGUGUGCCAAUUCCAUCAACCAGUUUCUAGAAGCGCCAUACGAUGCACAAAUGGUGCGCACACAAAACAGACCUCUAGUGAAGCGUUCUCUCACGCCUCAGACUGCGCUGCUAUUGGCCUCUCUGUUUGGAGUGAGUGGCACAUGUAUCCUCCUCUCCACCACCAAUCUCACCACUGCCCUUCUGGGAGUGACUAACAUCCUCCUAUACACCUGUGUGUACACUCCCCUCAAACGGAAGAGUGUAGUUAACACGUGGGUGGGCAGUCUAGUCGGUGCCCUCCCUCCUCUCAUGGGGUGGACUGCAGCCACAGGUUCCCUAGCCUGUCCUGCAGCCUUGGUGAUGCCAUUAGUGCUUUACUCGUGGCAAUUCCCCCACUUCAACGCCCUCAGCUGGAAUUUGAGGGGGGACUACUCCAGAGCGGGAUAUCAGAUGAUGUCAGUGACUGAUCCUGCCCUUAGCAAACGAGUCGCCUUCAGACACACAUUACUGCUGUUCCCAAUCUGCCUUGCUGCUCCACUUAGUGGACUCACAAUGUGGUUCUUUGCCUUUGAUUCCUCAAUUUUGAAUGCCUAUUUUGCCUAUUUGGGAUAUCAGUUUUACAAACAUGGAGACUCCAAAUCGGCAAGGGCUCUGUUUCGAUUCUCCUUAAUCUACUUGCCCCUGGUGGUUGGACUAAUGCUCUGUUCGAAGUAUUGGGACUGUUUCAUGAUCUUCAAGGAUGCCAAGCAAUUGUCGAUUACAGACCCGAGAACAUAUCAUGUGUCAAGACCAAAUAAAGUUGAUCAGAAAUUAGAAAGAAAAUCUGUAACGAUGUCCCAAGCUGAAACAACUUGAUCAUGCCUUCAUUGAUUGUUUUUUAAUAGAACUAACCUUAACAUCUUUACUUUGAAAACUGUUAGAUCUGUUCAAUGCUAUUACUGUAAUUCACAGAGCAAUUGAAGGGGUGUUUCCAUCUAAAAGUUGGGAACACUAAGAAUUUGUAAGAAUGAACUCAUGUUUCUCAAUAAGAUCCAACUAAGGAGGACUUAAUGAUCUAAGUUAAUGGUAAAAGUUUAUGAUGAAAACGAAAGCUGGAGAUCUAUACA